Molecule: messenger RNA, 1680 nt
Organism: Miscanthus lutarioriparius
Lineage: Eukaryota; Viridiplantae; Streptophyta; Magnoliopsida; Poales; Poaceae
Source: the annotation of a GenBank genome assembly
AUGGCUUUGAAGGCGAGCUCCGGCGACAACCGGACCAGGAGCACGGUGUUCCUAUGCAUAGUGAUUGGCAUGUGCUGCUUCUUCUACAUCCUCGGAGCGUGGCAGAAGAGCGGGUUCGGCAAGGGGGACAGCAUCGCGCUGGAGGUCACGAAGCGCACCGACUGCACCGUCUUGCCCAACCUUAGCUUCGACACCCACCAUUCUAAAGCUAUUGGCAGCAGCUCUAGCGAUCUUGUCUCGCCAGCGAAGAAGUUCAAGCCUUGCGCUGAUCACUACACGGAUUACACCCCCUGCCAAGAUCAGAACAGGGCGAUGAAGUUCCCUAGGGAGAACAUGAAUUACAGAGAGCGGCACUGCCCGGCGCAGAAGGAGAAGCUGCACUGUCUGAUCCCACCCCCAAAAGGUUACGUGGCUCCGUUCCCGUGGCCCAAGAGUCGGGACUAUGUCCCGUUUGCAAAUUGCCCGUAUAAGAGCUUGACAGUCGAGAAAGCCAUCCAGAACUGGGUUCAGUAUGAGGGUAAUGUGUUCAGAUUCCCUGGUGGAGGGACACAAUUCCCGCAAGGAGCCGAUAAGUAUAUUGAUCAGCUUGCAUCAGUCAUUCCGGUCGCCAAUGGAACUGUCAGGACUGCACUUGACACUGGUUGCGGGCUGGGGAGCUUAUUUGCUGAAGAGGAAUGUCUUGGCCAUGUCGUUUUGCGCCAAGAGAUUCGUGACGAGGCACAAGUGCAGUUUGCUCUGGAGAGAGGUGUCCCAGCUGUUAUUGGUGUCCUUGGUACAAUAAAACUUCCUUAUCCAUCGAGGGCCUUUGACAUGGCCCAUUGUUCCAGGUGCUUGAUUCCAUGGGGAGCCAAUGAUGGAAUGUACAUGAUGGAAGUUGAUAGGGUUCUAAGGCCUGGUGGCUACUGGGUGCUGUCUGGCCCUCCAAUUAAUUGGAAGGUGAACUACAAGGGUUGGCAACGCACAAAGAAGGAUCUUGAGGCAGAGCAGAACAGGAUAGAGGAAAUUGCUGACCUUCUAUGUUGGGAAAAAAUCUCAGAGAAGGGUGAGAUGGCAAUAUGGAGGAAAAGGGUGAAUACUGAGUCUUGCCCUUCUAGGCAAGAAGAAUCAACUGUGCAGAUGUGUGAAUCAACAAACCCAGAUGAUGUCUGGUAUGCUGUUCAUGUACAAGAAGAUGAAGGCCUGUGUGACACCCUUCCAGAUGUAAAAGAUGAAAGCGAAGUAGCUGGAGGAGCAAUCAAACCCUUCCCAGCUAGGCUCAAUGCAGUUCCUCCAAGAAUUGCUAAUGGUUUGAUCCCAGGGGUUUCGUCUCAGGCAUUUCAGAAAGACAAUAAAAUGUGGACGAAGCAUGUCAAGGCUUACAGCAGUGUGAACAAGUGUGAGGCUUUCUCUACUUAUCCAAGGACAUAUGAUCUUAUCCAUGCUUGCGGUCUUUUCACCUUGUAUAAAAACAAGUGCAGCAUGGAAGACAUUCUCCUGGAGAUGGACCGCAUCUUGAGGCCUGAAGGUGCCGUCAUAAUACGGGACGAUGUUGACGUCCUAACCAAGGUGAACAGCCUCGCUCUGGGUAUGAGGUGGAACACGAAGAUGGUUGAUCACGAGGAUGGCCCCCUCGUGCGCGAGAAGAUCUUAUAUGCCGUGAAGCAGUACUGGGUUGGUGGGAAUCAGACGGCUGUAGCUUGA